Messenger RNA from Miscanthus lutarioriparius, 435 nucleotides. The record is from the annotation of a GenBank genome assembly. Lineage: Eukaryota; Viridiplantae; Streptophyta; Magnoliopsida; Poales; Poaceae.
AUGGCCGCGGUGGCGCACGACGUGGCCGCGCUGCGCCUGCAGGGCCGCGACGCGCAGCUCAACUUCCCCGGGUGCGUCGCCUGGCUUCCCCACCCCGCGACCUCGCACCCGGCCGACGUCCGCGCCGCGGCCGCCAAGGCCGCCGACCGGGUGCGCUGCGACCCGGCGGGCCCGGCGCUGCUGCUGCUGCAGCAAGUGCAAGUGCAGGUGCAGGCGGCGCGGUGCCACGACCACGACCACGAGUUCGGAGCCGGGCCGGGGCCGGUGGUCGAGCUCGGGAGCGACGAGGAGUUCGCGCUGGGCCUGGACUCGCCCAGGCUGUGGACCGAGAUGGCGGAGGCCAUGCUCCUCGACCCGCCGGGCUGGGCCACCGGCGUCGGCGAGGCGGAGGUGGCCCAGUGCUGGUCACACGGCUCCCUCUGGGACGCAUGCUAG